This is a messenger RNA of Angiostrongylus costaricensis, 1230 nucleotides long. Lineage: Eukaryota; Metazoa; Nematoda; Chromadorea; Rhabditida; Metastrongylidae. The record is from the annotation of a GenBank genome assembly.
AUGGCGUGGAAGGACAGCCUAUGGGAAGAGAUGGAGCCGAAUGAGAAACUGCUCGGACAGGAAGAAAAGGCUCUUCAUGAAGUUUACACGGAUCAUAAACUAACAGAUCGUGAGCUACGUUUUCUACAGUUUGCUUCUAUUGAAUAUGACGAUGUCAUAUAUAUGAGCCCAAUGGAUUUCAUUGACUCUCUAACACUGGACACUCCGCGAGAGCGUGUAUAUAGAAGAGUGCUAAAGGAAGACGAUGUGAAGCAAAUGCUCAAAUCAACGCCACCUUUUCGGUCUGGAAGCAAUCGUUUGUUCCGGACACUUGAUCAGAAUGGCUUGAUUUCAUACGCUGAGUAUAUUUUCUUGCUCACACUAAUGACAAAAUCGAAAUCUUCCUUUAAAAUAGCGUUCCUGAUGUUUGACAAAGACGACAACGGAAGAAUCGAUAAGGAUGAGUUCCUACAGAUUCGUAAUCUGACGUCUUCUCUGCGUUCUACUUGUGGUGUUCGUAAGAAUAACUCAGACGACUCAUGUCAAUUGGAUGUCUCAGAUUUUCACUUCAUGGUUUCCCGUCUUCAGGAUCGGCUUUUUACAGGAUCUGACUCGUAUGCCUUGAUUUUUACAAAAAGUGAGGAGAGCGUGAGGAAACAAGAUACGACAUUAUUGAUACAUCUGUUUGGUGUACAUGGCAAUCAUAACCUUUCUUUUGAGGAAUUCAGACAGUUUUAUAAAAAUUUACAAGAGGAGAUAAUGGAGAUAGAAUUUCAUGAGUUUUCACGUGGAAAGCCGACUAUCUCCCCUGUGGAUUUCGCACGCUUAGUUUUAAGGUACACGAUAAUUAACAAGGAUGAUUAUCACACAUAUAUAAAUCGUGUCAAAGAACGUACACCUCAAGACGAUAAGGGUAUAACUCUUAGCGAAUGGGCUCGAUUUUCUGUGUUUUUAAAUAACCUAGAAGAAUUCGCAACGGCUGUGCGUCUUUAUACCAAUGCCGAUAUUCCAGUUUCACCUCUGGAGUUUACACGGGCGGUCCAAACUACUACUGGUGAGUCCCUGGAUCCACAUCUGGUGUCCCUAAUUUUUCGCAUAUUCGACGCCAAUGAUGACGAAACGCUUAGUUAUCCCGAACUUCUGGCAGUGAUGAAUGACAGGCUGCAUAGAGGACUCAAAGACAAGCUCGACAAGUCAUGGGGAUGGAAACCGUUCAAGAAAUGUGUGAUAAACGAACUCUCACAUUAUUGA